ACACAAUUCAUCGAGAUCUCAACGAUAGGUUCGGGAGGUUUCGGAACUGUAUUUAAAGUCAAACACAAAUUGGAUGAUAGGAUAUAUGCUGUCAAGAGAGUGCAAUUUGGGGAUUUUAGCGAAGGAAAGAAACAAAGAAUUUUAAAUGAAGUGAAAAGUUUGGCAAAACUGGACUCGGAUUUUGUGGUCAAAUAUUAUCACUCAUGGCUUGAGUCCAGUCAUCUGUACAUUCAAAUGGAGUAUUGCUCUCAAAGUCUACAAACACUUCUCGCUGACAAACCCAAUGUCUUUCAAAGACAACCCGAAGACCAGAUGAAUGCCAUCGAGUAUUUCAUUUCGUGCGAAAUAUUCAAAGAGCUCUUAGAAUGUGUCCAAUAUUUACACGAAUCCAUUCCGCGGGUCAUUCAUCGGGAUCUCAAACCGGAAAACAUAUUAAUCGAGCGCAACGUUAAGUCCAAUAGGUUUGUAAAACUGUGUGACUUUGGUUUGGCCACAGAUCACGACCCGCGCCGACACACACGCAGCCGAUACCAACACUCGUUUGUCGGCACCUAUAGGUAUAUGUCACCCGAGAUAUACCACAGUAAACCCUAUAACCAUAAGUCAGACAUCUAUAGCCUCUGUCUUAUUGGUGAACAACUAUUUAAUGUUUAUUUGCAAUCGUAA
Medioppia subpectinata is the source of this 666-nucleotide messenger RNA. Lineage: Eukaryota; Metazoa; Arthropoda; Arachnida; Sarcoptiformes; Oppiidae. The record is from the annotation of a GenBank genome assembly.